Medicago truncatula (barrel medic) is the source of this 1334-nucleotide messenger RNA. RefSeq lists its product as uncharacterized. The transcript is spliced from 3 exons. Bases 160 to 912 code for a protein of 250 amino acids. Lineage: Eukaryota; Viridiplantae; Streptophyta; Magnoliopsida; Fabales; Fabaceae. The record is from RefSeq and is a predicted model, not a curated record.
UCAUCAAAAGCUCAUUUUCUCUUUGUAAGAUAAAUAAUUUUGUACCUUUCCUUCAACAACUUUGUUUGGCACUUUCUCUCCUUAGCCUUCUUCCCUCUUUGUCUUUCUAAACGAAUAACAAAGAGGGUAACAAACAAAAAUAUUGUGUUGUUGAAGAGCAUGGAAAGCUUUGAAGAAAAAGUUUGUGUGUUUAUGGAUAUUGAAUCUGAGCUACAUGCCCCUCUUGAGGACCUAUGCUUGUCUGAACAAAGCAAUGACUCUGAGGAAUACCUAACACAAAGGACUUUGUAUUGGGAAUCUCAGAUAGCACUUCUUGAGGAAAUUUUGGAGCGACAUCAUAUGAUUGGGUCGAAAUUGAGACAAGAGGUUGGCAGAAUCAUAGACAAUAUCAAAGCUUCGGAUUAUUGCAGCUGUUUCAAGCCUAACUUUCAUUAUUGCACCACCUGUUUGAGAAGACUAGUGGCUGCUAUGCUAUGUGAAAGAGGAUUCACUACCAACCUUUGCACAUCAAGAUGGAAAACCACAAAUGAAUUUCCAGGAGGUUCACACGAAUACAUUGAAGUGAUUGCAAGCACAACAACAAGGAAGAAACAAGUAAGAUUUCUGAUUGAAUUGGAAUUGAAAGAGCAGUUCCAGAUUGCAAAAGCAGGUGAAGAAUACCAGAAACUUGUGUCUUGUUUGCCUGAAUUUUAUGUCGGGAAGCCAGAGUACUUAACCGCGAUUGUUCGACUUGUGUGUGAUGCUGCAAAGAAAUCAAUGAAGGAGAAGAAAAUGUAUCUGGCUCCUUGGAGGAAGAGCAGUUUCAUGCAAAUGAAGUGGUCAGGUUUCAAUCCAACAUAUCACCAUACACAAGCAAGUGAAUCUAACAUGAGCUUUUCAGGAGCUCCUAAUGCAGUGGUAGCAGUCAACUGAGUUGUUUCUUCCAUUACAAUUCCAGUGGUAGAUUUUGAAGGGGAAUUUUGGACUCAAGACCUCUUCAUUAGUAAGUAGGAAUAUAUUAUAAAGCAUAGUAUAGAGCAUUUGCAAUUCAUUGCCCUUUAGGUCCUAUGUUAUGUUAUGAUGUAAUGCAUGUUUCCACCCAGUAUUAGUUUCUAUUGUGUAUUGCUGUUAGAAAGCAAAUAAGUUUCACAAUGGAGGAAAGUCGAAAAACUCGGUGGUUAGAGUCAUGUGUCGCGUUUCUAGGUCGUCACCACUAGAUGUUGUCAGCAGAGAGUAGAGGAUGUCUGAAUUUGGUUGUGUUGUUCAGGUGUGAGAAGUCCCUUCCCAUCCUUCCUUCCCCUUUUCAACUUCAUGCUUCUACCAAAAUAAAAUAAAAUAAAUCUUUGAUGUUGAAG